Molecule: messenger RNA, 394 nt
Organism: Gekko japonicus
Lineage: Eukaryota; Metazoa; Chordata; Lepidosauria; Squamata; Gekkonidae
Gene: RPS25
Product: ribosomal protein S25
Exons: 3
Cellular component (GO): cytosolic small ribosomal subunit
Molecular function (GO): structural constituent of ribosome
Source: RefSeq, a predicted model, not a curated record
GGGGCGGCGGCCUUCAGCCGGGUACUUUUCUCUCCCCGCGAGCAGAAGUGGUCCAAAGGGAAGGUGCGCGACAAGCUCAACAAUCUCGUCCUCUUCGACAAAGCGACCUACGACAAGCUCUGCAAGGAGGUGCCCAACUACAAGCUCAUCACGCCGGCCGUGGUCUCCGAGAGGCUCAAGAUCCGGGGCUCUCUGGCCCGGGCCGCCCUCCAAGAGCUGCUUAGUAAAGGUCUAAUCAAGCUCGUGUCCAAGCACAGAGCCCAGGUGAUCUACACCCGCAACACCAAGGGAGGUGACGCACCAGCUGCUGGGGAGGAUGCUUGAGAAGGAUCAGAAGUGAUGCUUAAAUUCUUGUGUAUGUUCAUAAAAAUAAAAUAAUUGAACUUUUCAGACU